Aethina tumida (small hive beetle) is the source of this 2987-nucleotide messenger RNA. It is a transcript of the gene Hil, whose product is annotated as hillarin. The record is from RefSeq and is a predicted model, not a curated record. NCBI's taxonomy places the organism in Eukaryota, Metazoa, Arthropoda, Insecta, Coleoptera, Nitidulidae. The transcript has 12 exons. Bases 300 to 2801 code for a protein of 833 amino acids.
AACGUACCAAAGCGCACACCGCCCGAAACCGCUGCAGUGUUGUCGACAAACAUGGCCAACUUAGCACGUCAAUGAGAGAGGAGAUAUUCAUGUGGCGAAAAUCAGCGAGACAAAAACAUCGAGGUACUACUGGUUUGCCGAACGAUAUAGUCGCGUGUUGAUCGGACAGAUUUUGUGAAAAGUGCUUGUGGAAAUCGACUGGGGUACUCAGUGAGAAUUUGCGCUAUUUAGUACAUAAUCCUCCAUUGCACACGAACAGGUGUCAGUGUCAGUCUAACGGGUAACAAGAAAAAAUCAAAAUGAUCCAGAAUUCGUACAAAGCAAUGUACAGGCCGAACUUCUACGAGAGCACGUGCCUGAGGUGCAACGAAACCGUUUACCAGGUGGACAGGGUCGGGCCCCUGAAGGACUUUACGUUUUUUCACAGUGGGUGUUUCAAGUGCGCGAUAUGUGGUACCAAGUUAACGCUCAAGACGUACUACAACAACCAGCAUCGGCAGGAGGACAAAGAGGUCUACUGCAACAGUCACGUUCCAAAAAUCGGACCCGGUCAAAUUGACGGUUCGUCGGUCGGCAUCAGGUCCGCGUUGAACGUUCCGAAAAGUUCCAAUUUCGUGAACGAACAGAUCCGCGGACCCGGAAGGGGCGGCAGCUUCGACGCCGGCGAAGGUUUACACAUACGAACGCACAUGAAUGGAACAUCACAUUCUCCCCAUUCUCCAGGCUUCGGUGCUCCACAUUACAGUCCGAAUUCAUAUCAGAACAACCACAACCAUAACGAUCCAGGAUCAGGAUACCAAUAUGGUCGUUUCGAUGCCAGUGCUCUUCAUAUAGCACACGCACUGAAACAAACGGAACUCCAAAAAGCCUAUAAAAUGAAUAGGGAGAAACCUAUAGAUUGCUACUUGGAUAGAGAUGAACAAAAACGCUUAGAAAUGAAACACAGGAAAGAAGAGGACGACUUGUACAGGAAGUUCGCGAGACAACGCGAGGAGGAAGAACGACGAAUAAGGGAGGAAAUAAGAGAUGAAUGGGAGAAGGAACUGGAAAGGCUAACGAAUAGAUUCGAAAGAGAAAUGCAGAUGAAGCGGAAACGAGACGACCAAAGCGUUUUGACCCUUAGACACCAACAGGAAAAAGAAGACUUAGAGAAAAACAUGACCUUGCGAAGGGACAAGAAAAAGGAAUCGCUAACCAGGAAAAUGUUGGAACACGAAAGGGCGGCGACUGCAGCUUUGGUUGAGAAACAGAGUCAUGAAAUGUUGGAGUUGAUAAACGAGAAACGUAGCGAGUAUAUGCAAGCAGAAUCGCUUUAUUUGGACGCCCACGAUGGAGGCCACUUCGAAGAAGUCCAACCGUAUCCGAGUAUAGCACCGGCGCCAGCUCCACCAGCUCUCAGCAAAUUUCAAGUGUAUAACGACCCUGUUGAGUUCUUUAAUGUCGAUCAAAUCGCUAUUUCCGUUGCUCAAGAGGAUCAGAAAACGUUUACCGAUUUGGUUAGGCAGUUAGUUGGAAGGUGCGGAUCGGAUAUUGAGAAAGCCAGAACCAUUUUCCGAUGGAUAACAGUUAAAAACCUCAAUACAAUGUCCUUCGACGAUAACCUCAGAGGUGACACACCAAUGGGUCUUCUGCGAGGUAUCAAGAACGGUACUGAAAGUUACCAUGUGUUAUUCAAAAGAUUGUGCAGUUAUGCUGGCCUUCAUUGUGUGGUAAUAAAAGGAUAUUCGAAAUCAGCAGGUUACCAACCCGGUGUUAGAUUCGAAGAUAACAGGUUUAGAAAUUCGUGGAACGCUGUAUAUGUGGCUGGAGCAUGGAGAUUUGUCCAGUGUAAUUGGGGAGCUAGACAUUUGGUGAACGCCAAAGAAGCACCCAAAGCUGGAAACAAAACAAAAUCGGAUAGUUUGAGGUACGAAUACGAUGACCACUACUUCCUGACGGAUCCAAAAGAGUUCAUUUACGAAUUUUUCCCGCUACAAUCAGAAUGGCAACUCCUUAAGAAUCCUAUCACUUUGCAAGAGUUUGAAGAACUUCCUUUUGUCAGAUCGUUAUUCUUUAGAUAUGGUUUGUACUUCUCGGAUCCCAAUACAAAAGCGGUCAUGUACACCGACUCUACAGGUGCUGCUACCGUGCGCAUAGCAAUGCCGGCUCACAUGCAGGGUAGUCUUAUAUUCCACUACAACCUUAAAUUCUAUGACAGUGAUGGUGAUAAUUUCGAAGGUGUCUCAUUGAAACGAUUUGUUAUGCAGUCUGUUGUUGGUAAUAUGGUGGCCUUCAGAGUACACGCUCCUUGCAGUGGUGCUUUCCUUCUGGAUAUUUUUGCAAAUGCUGUAACACCUAAGGAAUAUUUGACCGGAGAACCGAUGAAGUUCAAGAGUGUUUGUAAGUUUAAGAUUUGCUGUGAGGAUCUGCAAACAGUGAUGGUACCCCUUCCCGACUGCGCGAGUGGCGAAUGGGGUCCAACCAAAGCAACAAGACUGUUUGGUUUAGUACCAAUUACACAUCAGGAUGCGUUAGUAUUCGCUGGUAGAGAACUGGAGCUUCAAUUUAGAAUGUCUCGCCAAUUAACGGAUUUUAUGGCUACUCUUCACAAAAACGGAGUUGAAGAGAAACGACUUUCUAAAUUUGUCUCUCAUAACGUCAUGGACGAUAUAGUGACGUUCAACAUUAGUUUCCCAGAAGAAGGACAAUAUGGAUUGGACAUAUAUACGAGGGAAAUGGCAUCUGCGUUGGAUGCACCUGGUGAGAAGCACCUUCUGACUCAUUGCUGCAAAUACUUAAUUAAUUCAUCUAAGAGAAACUAAAUUGGAAUACACUGAAUGAGAACAAUCAUCGUACAAAUAAAACCAGAAGAGAAGAGGUUUUUACUAACCAAAAAGUAAAAUAAUAGAAAGUACUAGUCUAUGAUGUAUCAAAAUUUUGACAGUGAAAAUCAUGUUUCAUCUCUCAAGAUUGAAAAUAAUUGAAUAAAAUAACUUAUUUAACUUCGA